Pisolithus orientalis is the source of this 1867-nucleotide messenger RNA. RefSeq names its product cytochrome P450. The transcript is spliced from 11 exons. Gene Ontology annotation, molecular function: monooxygenase activity; oxidoreductase activity, acting on paired donors, with incorporation or reduction of molecular oxygen; heme binding. Lineage: Eukaryota; Fungi; Basidiomycota; Agaricomycetes; Boletales; Pisolithaceae. The record is from RefSeq and is a predicted model, not a curated record. The coding region runs from base 242 to 1747 and encodes 501 amino acids.
UGCUCCGGCUGAUCAUUCUGGCCUGUGCCACCCGUGAUUCGACGUGGCACCACCGCACACUUCACCAUUUUAACUCACCAUUAUGAAUCAUGGUCGCUGUGCUCUCGUGAAUGCAGGCGUGAUUGGUUCGCUUCAAGCAUGAUUCAGCUGUUCGAUUGGGCUCGGCGCAUUGAUAGGCCGAUGGAAGCGUUCACUGAAUCUAUAAGUAGGAGUAACCCUGAGCCCUCUUUUCGCAAGCACGAUGUUUGAAUCAUUCUCACUUGUUCAUUUGACUGUCGUUGGUGUCUUUCUAGCACUGGGCUUCUUCAAGGUGACGCGAUGGGCUUCAUCCAGGAAUUCUCUCCCUCUUCCCCCUGGUCCCCCAGCUCGCUGGUUCUGGCAGAAUCCUUUGCCACGUACGGAUAUCGCUCGUACCCUUGCAGAUUGGGUGAAUGAGUAUGGCCCUGUAAUCAGUUUGCAGCAAGGCCGCCAGGUAACUAUCAUUGUUGGUCGCAUGGACGCAGUUACUGAGAUCAUGGAGAAGAAUGGCGCUUCUACUGCGGAUCGCCCUCAUUCGAUCGCCGCCCGCGAAUUGCUUUCCAAGGGACUACGCAUGGUACUCGAGCACAACAAUGAAAGACACCGUCGGCUGAGGAAAGCCAUGAGUACUCACCUGCAGCCCAAAUCCAUAUCCAAGUUCAGGCCUAUGCAAAUGCAAGACGCCAGGAGGUUCGUCCUCGACGUCUUGAAUGACCCAGGAAAUCACCAAACACAUACACUCCGAUAUGGUGCCUCUGUCAUUCUUCGUGUCACGUAUGGAAAGUCAACCUCGACGUCUAAUGACGAUGCAGAGGUCAUUGGCGUUCAUACAGCUCUUGGACGCUUCCAGCGAGUCAUGCGUCCGGGGGCAUACCUUGUGGAUCGUGUCCCGAUUCUCAAGCACGUGCCUUGGUACGGACGCGAAAUAGAACAGUGGCACCGCUAUGAGAUUAAAUUGUUCCGAGAACAGCUAGCACGAGUACAGAGGGAAAUGGAAACUACGGACUGUGGACCUUCAUUUGCGCGGACACUAUUGGAGCACGAACUUGACAGCAUGCCCAGAGAUGAGAUGGCGUAUCUCGCGGGGUCGAUGUACGGCGCUGGUUCAGAAACGAGUGCGGUCGGUCUCAUGAGUAUGAUUGUAGCCGCCGCUUGCCAUCCUGAUGCACAACUCUGUGUCCAAAAUGAAAUCGAUGCAGUGGUCGGCAGAGACCAAGCGCCCAAUUGGAACGAUGCUGACUCACUUCCGCAGCUACAAGCAUUUAUUUUAGAAACGGCACGCUGGAGGCCGGUGAUACCUCAUGGCUUUGGCCAUCGGGUCACCAAGGACAUCAUCUGGCGCGGGUAUCUAAUACCUGCCGGCGCUGUUAUUUACGGAUGUCUCUGGGCUAUAUCCCGAGACUCCGAUGUAUUCCCUGAACCAGACGAGUUUAACCCUCAACGUUGGCUCGAUCAUAAUGGUCGAAUCCGCACUGACUUGAAGUUUUACCCCUACGGACAAGGCAGAAGGGUUUGUCCUGGUAUGUACCUCGCGAAUGAUUCGCUUUUCAUGACCAUGGCCUCCCUCCUUUGGUCCUUCCGCAUCGUUGAGCGCCCGGACGCUCCAAUUGACGUCGAUGCAUACACUGACACGCUUAUCUCGCGGCCCUACCCGUGUAAGGUUGACUUCAUCCCUCGCUUGGACGUAAAAGUGCUAAGGGCGAUGAUGGAGGCAGAGGUUGGCGAGUGAGGCAAUGCGAGUGACUUGUAUAUAUGUGAACGUAGCAUCCCUCGUAAUACUGCGUAGGGUACCACAGUUUUUUCCGACGCUCGGUGAAAUGAUUAUUAUCUCUGGGAUUACCAUUAAAAU